AUGUAUCACCACCACAAGAACGGUUCCUUGGAGCGCAGAGCUCAAGCUUCCAACGGAGACAUUGCUACUACUAACGCUACUAAUGGCACCGUUGGUGCUUCCAAUUCCAAUUCCAAUUCCAUUACCAGACUUCUUGGAAACCCUAGAAUUGAUCACAUGCCUGAUAAUUAUGAAGACCUUCCUUUGGAUUUCAACCCUCUCGUCUUCACUUCACUCGAGAGACAUCUUCCUUCUCAUAUUCUUACCCUAUCUAGAGACCUCAAAGCUCACUACAUGUCCAACAUUCUACUCCGUUAUUUGCCUCACAGUGAACGCGUUAGGAUGCAAAAACAAAAGGAAUACAGGCUAAAGAUCAUAUUAAACUAUCCUCCGCUUCAUAAGGAGAUAUAUACUAUGCUCAGUGAAAACUUUUUUGCACCCUCAUUUCUCAGAGCUAUUAAAGAUAAUACAGAAGCGAGUUUCAGAAGUAUAAUGGCAGAACCCUCCAGAGGAAUUUAUACAUUUGAAAUAUUUCAACCACAUUUUUGUGAAAUGUUGAUAUCUGAGGUAGAUCAUUUUGAAAGAUGGGUCCACGAGACCAAAUUCAGAAUCAUGCGACCUAAUACAAUGAAUCAAUAUGGUGCUGUUCUUGAUGAUUUUGGCCUAGAAUCCAUGCUUGAUAAAUUGAUGAAUGAUUUCAUACGUCCUAUAGCCCGAGUUUUCUUUUCUGAAAUUGGGGGAUCCACACUGGACUCUCAUCAUGGUUUUGCUGUUGAAUAUGGAGCCAAUAGAGAUGUGGAACUUGGGUUCCACGUGGAUGAUGCAGAAGUCACCUUAAAUAUUUGUCUAGGAACACAAUUUUCAGGCGGAGAACUGUUCUUCCGUGGUGUUCGAUGUGAUGAACACGUGAAUACAGAGACCCAAUCAGGGGAGGUAUUCGAUUAUCCUCAUGUUCCUGGACAUGCAGUCCUUCAUUCUGGUCGCCACCGUCAUGGUGCUAGACCUACAAUAUCUGGGAAUCGGAUCAACUUAAUUCUAUGGUGUAGAAGUUCGGCGUUUAGAGAGAUCAAGAAAUAUCAGAGAGAAUUUCCUAGCUGGUGUGGAGAAUGUAGACGCAAGAAGAAGGAGAGAGAGCGUAUAGCAGUUGCUGCCACCAAAGCGGAAUUACUGAAGAGGGAGCUUAAAUCCGCCUCAUGA
Messenger RNA from Vicia faba (fava bean), 1176 nucleotides. Lineage: Eukaryota; Viridiplantae; Streptophyta; Magnoliopsida; Fabales; Fabaceae. The record is from the annotation of a GenBank genome assembly.